This is a messenger RNA of Diatraea saccharalis (sugarcane borer), 1344 nucleotides long. Lineage: Eukaryota; Metazoa; Arthropoda; Insecta; Lepidoptera; Crambidae. The record is from the annotation of a GenBank genome assembly.
AUGGAUCAAGCUAUAGAUGUUGUAUGGCGAAGAGCCAACAAGUUGACUGUGAGCGAGGAGGUGGGAAGUUCCGGGUGCAGGCCGCAAUCACGCGCCAUUGUGUUGCGGCCGGCGAGCCGCGCCCUGGCCGGCCGGCAGCCGCGUACCGGACCACCGUACGUACGUCAAGAUUCCACGCUAGUUCCAGAUGACUCGUGGCCGAGCUGUACGCUCAAGAAUUCUGCCAACGAUACGGAAGUAUUGCACCCUGGUUUGAAAAUAACACUGAUUAUCUGUAAAGAACAUUAUGACCUGAUAUGUGCUAACGUAUCCGAGUCACGAUUUUACAAUACGCUAACUAAGGAAAAAAGAGAAACCUGGAAAUGCACUUUGUGUGUGAGUAAACAACCUCGAACGGAUAAUACAAACACUCCUGUUAGAUCGGCCGAGGAUAAAAUCACUACAAAGAGGGGUGCUGCGACGACUAGUCCUCAUUCACAGCUGGAUAUUUCGAUGAUGGAUAUAAAUUGUGAAAAUAAUACAUCUGACAAUUCUCGUGAAACCGGUUUGAGUGGCUCGAAUCUUGAUGUGUUAAUAUAUGAAUUACGUUUGUUUCGGGAAGAAUUGUCCACUACUAGACGGAAGAUAGGCGAACUUAAUGUUUCUUUGUCGAAUUUGGUCUCCAGAAUGGAUGCAUGUGAAACCACAAUAGAUAAGCUUAAUGCUCGUGUUGAGAAGUUGGAACAACGUAUUAACAGAGACCCCUUAAUACUUGAGCCAGAUAAUAAUACAUUUCUUGCUUCAAUGGAACAAUUAAAACAUGAAAUAAACGAUCGUGAUCAAGAGUUGUUGCUCAAUGAUAUCGAGUUAGCCUGUAUUCCAGAACAAAAGGGUGAAAAUUUGACCAGCAUCGCUAUUACUCUAGCAAAAAAAUUGGGAGUCAACAUUGGUGAGCAGGAAGUCGUGUGCGCAAUGAGAGUGGGCCGUCCACCCGGGCAAGUGGAUGCAUCGUUAUCGUCAGCGAGACCAUGGACCGUUGUAAUUCGCUUGGCAAGGCGCGCUGUGCGUGAUGAGAUGUUACAAGCAGCACGAGUGCGUCGCGGAGUCACCACCGAGGGUACGGGGUUGCCGGGUACACCGCGACGAUUUUAUGUUAAUGAGCGAUUAACUCGAGUUAAUAGGUCAAUCUAUCGACGUGCUCGUGACAUCGCAGGGCGCCUGAAUUGGCGUUUCGUUUGGUCGAGAGAUGGGAGGGUGUUUGUCCGACAGCAUCAGGGCGAUCAUGCCCCACGCCACCGUUUACGCUCGGAAGCCGAUUUGGUUCGUGUUUUUGGACCAAAUGCCGUUCAUGCUGUUGAUAAGUAG